AUGUUUUGGUUGACACAACACUUGAGUUUAGAGAAAGUGUCUCUUCUAGGUUUGCACUACGUGUUUAACUUCAGGUUCUGGCACACGCGCGCUUCAGUUAUUAUCGGAGCAGGCACGCCCCCCAGUGUCCCGACCCAGCGGGCCGCCAAGGUUGGGGGCGGGGGCCGGAUAGCCACCACUCAACCAGGUGGUCUUGCAGCCCUAGAAACUCGAAACUCGCCCAGAGCAACUCCUCAGCGAUGUUUUUCUGGUUUUGCCAAUCUGGAGACAGUAAACUGCUGUCAGAUCGAGCCGGAAGCAGAAUGGUUGGGCACGCCAGUCUUGAGGGCUGGUGGUAUAAACCUCACGGCCGGUCCAGGUGCCCAGCGAGCGCGGACCCGGGAGCUGGGCGCGCGCGCGCGGGUGGGAGUGGGUCCCCGGAUCCUGGAGGGCGCCCUCCACCCAAGCCGAGGGCUGGGGCGGCGGGGACUAGCUUUGCUGGAGGGAUGGCAGCUACGCAGCCGCUGGAAGCACUCAGAGGAAGGCAGGGACACCGCAUCGCCCAGAGACGGCGUGGGAAACUCGGGGCGCAACAGGAGUCAGCGCCACUGGCCCGACGGCGCUGCGGGUCGGCUCUUGACCAGGGAAAGCGCCACACAGACGCAGACGCACUGCUGGUGGGUGAUUGGGAUCAUUUGGAAUUAUAAAUCGGACGGUUACAGCAGACAAUCGAGGUGCGCCCCUCCUGGGAAGGAAGAAGUUGGGCACCAGUACAUGGAGAGGCUGGAGAGGGAAGAAGCCCCUCCGGAACUGCAGGGUAUCCGAAACGGGUGCAGGGUCAGCUCUGGGCUCGGGAUGGUGGGAGGGGGCGGCUGGCCGGACGUGCAGAUCCAGCGCUCGGGGCUCACCUGGCCGGCGUUCGGAGGGUCCAUGCUGGAGGCAGGCGGCUGCCGGGCGCUCGAGAGGUGCCGGUGGCCCGCACCGCAGCCCCUCACAGAGGGCACAGGGCGGCCGCACCCCGCACUCGGGCCUCCCGCCCCGCGCCAAGGGGCCGGCCCUUCCGAGGGACUCUGGCCGCGAGCCUGA
Messenger RNA from Rangifer tarandus platyrhynchus (Svalbard reindeer), 1065 nucleotides. NCBI's taxonomy places the organism in Eukaryota, Metazoa, Chordata, Mammalia, Artiodactyla, Cervidae. The record is from the annotation of a GenBank genome assembly.